Drosophila mauritiana is the source of this 438-nucleotide messenger RNA. RefSeq lists its product as uncharacterized. The record is from RefSeq and is a predicted model, not a curated record. NCBI's taxonomy places the organism in Eukaryota, Metazoa, Arthropoda, Insecta, Diptera, Drosophilidae. The transcript is spliced from 2 exons. The coding region runs from base 220 to 372 and encodes 50 amino acids.
GGGAUCACAUUCAUUCUUUCCCCCAGCCUCGGUUUGAACACAUCUAAAGUAACACAGGAACAGGAAAUCCCAAUGACCAACACCUUUUGGAACUAAAUUUGUUGUCGUGACAAUAUUCUCGUUUCGGUUCCGAGUGAGUGCGUAUCCGUGAUCCUUGUUUACUUUGUGGGUUCUCUCUUUCCAUUGACUUCCACCCAAAAUAUCCAAAUCCAAUCCAAGAUGUGCUGCAAUCCUGGAGGCUGCUGCAACCUGCCCUCCUGCAUCCAGUGCACGAACUUUUGUUUCAACUGCUGGACGGGAACUGCUGCAGUGCCCUGUUGCCGAGGUAGUUGCAUUCCGGGAUGCAGUAGCAGCCCUGGAUGCCGUUGCUGAUCAUCACCAAAAUUAUUAAACAAGUCUACAGCUAAAAACUGAAAUAAACUAACAGAUACCCCAAAC